GCCCCUGCCUGGUGAGGCGCCCGCGGCGCGCGGACUCGCCUGGGGGAGGGGCCACAGCCACCCGUCCUUCGCCCCAGGCGGCCGCUGCCGCAGCUCAGUGGCGUCCGCCGCGCUCCCGGGACUCGCCGGCCCGCGGGAGAAAUGUUGCUGAAGUGCUGCUGAAAGGGCCAAAGAUGCAAGGAUUUGGGACACAUUUUGAACCUUUAAGCUGUCUGACAUUGACCUCCUUUCAUUAUUAAUAAAGAAGAAGCAGGAGCUUAGGAUGUAUUAACACCAACUCAUUAAUAUACUAACUGGACAAUGUUCUGCAACAAUUCUACAUUGUAAAGAACUGGAUUGGCUGAAAAUAAAAUAAUUUCAUAUUUUACUCAGCUUAUAAUAUGACUCGAUGGAGGAAAAUUUGAUAAGCAUGAGGGAAGACCAUUCUUUUCAUGUUCGUUACAGAAUGGAAGCUUCUUGCCUAGAACUGGCCUUGGAAGGGGAACGUCUGUGUAAGUCAGGAGACUGCCGUGCUGGUGUGUCCUUCUUUGAAGCUGCAGUUCAAGUUGGAACUGAAGACCUAAAAACACUUAGUGCUAUUUACAGCCAGCUGGGCAAUGCUUAUUUCUAUUUGCAUGAUUAUGCCAAAGCAUUAGAAUACCAUCAUCAUGAUUUAACUCUAGCAAGGACUAUUGGAGAUCAGCUGGGGGAAGCCAAAGCUAGCGGUAAUCUGGGAAACACCUUAAAAGUUCUUGGGAAUUUUGAUGAAGCUGUAGUUUGUUGUCAGCGACACCUAGAUAUUUCCAGAGAGCUUAAUGACAAGGUGGGAGAAGCAAGAGCACUUUACAAUCUUGGAAAUGUGUAUCAUGCCAAAGGGAAAAGUUUUGCCUGCCCUGGUCCUCAAGACAUGGGAGAAUUUCCAGAAGACGUGAGAAAUGCUCUGCAGGCAGCUGUGGAUUAUUAUGAGGAAAACCUAUCACUAGUGACUGCUUUGGGUGACCGAGCAGCCCAAGGACGUGCCUUUGGAAAUCUUGGAAACACACAUUACCUCCUUGGCAACUUCAGGGAUGCGGUUAUAGCCCAUGAACAGCGUCUCCUUAUUGCAAAAGAAUUUGGAGAUAAAGCAGCUGAAAGAAGAGCAUAUAGCAACCUUGGAAAUGCAUAUAUAUUUCUUGGUGAAUUUGAAACUGCCUCUGAAUACUACAAAAAGACACUGCUAUUGGCUCGACAGCUUAAAGACAGAGCUGUAGAAGCACAGUCUUGCUAUAGUCUCGGAAAUACAUACACUUUGCUUCAAGACUAUGAAAAGGCCAUCGAUUAUCAUCUGAAGCACUUAGCAAUUGCUCAAGAGCUAAAUGAUAGAAUUGGUGAAGGAAGAGCAUGUUGGAGCUUAGGAAAUGCAUACACAGCUCUAGGGAAUCAUGAUCAAGCAAUGCAUUUUGCUGAAAAGCACUUGGAAAUUUCAAGAGAGGUUGGGGAUAGAAGUGGUGAACUAACAGCACGACUGAAUCUCUCAGAUCUUCAAAUGGUUCUUGGUCUGAGCUACAGCACAAAUAAUUCAAUAAUGUCUGAAAAUAUUGAAAUUGAUAACAAUUUGCAUGGUGCACGCCCGAAGUUUGGACGCCGACACAGUAUGGAAAACAUGGAACUUAUGAAGUUAACACCAGAAAAGGUACAGAACUGGAACAGUGAAAUUCUUGCUAAACAAAAACCUCUUAUUGCCAAACCUUCUGCGAAGCUGCUCUUUGUCAACAGAUUGAAGGGGAAAAAAUGCAAAACUAAUUCCUCCACUAAAGUUCUCCAAGAUGCCAGUAAUUCCAUUGAUAAUCGAAUUCCAAAUUCUGAGAGGAAAAUCGGUGCAGAUAUUAUUGGAGACGAAGGGUUCUUUGACCUGGUAAGCCGAUUUCAGAGCAAUCGGAUGGAUGAUCAGAGGUGCUACUUACAAGAACAGAGCUGCGGGACUGCUUCAGCUGCGGCUUCUUCCACUCCACCUCGAGUGAUGAUGAAAGCACCGUCUGUUUCCGUGGUGUCCCCCAACACAGAUGAGUUUUUAGACCUUCUUGCCAGCUCACAGAGCCGUCGUCUCGAUGACCAAAGGGCCAGUUUCAGUAAUUUGCCAGGGCUUCGUCUGACACAAAACAACAAUAAGUCCGUACUUGGCCACUUGAUGACUAAUGACAACAAAGAGCCUGAUGAAGACUUCUUUGACAUCCUUGUAAAAUGUCAAGGGUCCAGAUUAGAUGAUCAAAGAUGUGCUCCACCACCUGCCACCACAAAGGGACCAACAGUACCAGACGAGGACUUUUUUAGCCUGAUUCUACGUUCUCAGGCGAAAAGAAUGGAUGAACAGAGAGUUCUUUUACAAAGAGAUCAAAACAGAGACGCUGAAUUUGGGCUGAAAGACAUUUUGCAAAGUAAUGCUUUGUUGGAAUUUAAAAAUACAGGAAAAAAAUAAACCACUAGUUAUUACGGAUAUAUUUUUUUUAAACGACCUUAUUUCCUUUCAGAACACUGCAGGGAAACUCUUUUUUUUCCUUAAAAGGAGAAAUUAUAGCACUGUAAUACAGCUUAAAAUGUUUUUAGAAUGAUGUAAAUAUUUAACCUUUAAUGUAUAGCAUUAAUUCACAUUUCUCUGGACACUCACUUGUUUCAGGGUGGAGGUGUCUUAUACAAGGUGCUUCAUCAACUUUUUUGAAUAAUGCUUGGGAUUGUGUUCUUUGGCAACUUUUUAGAUUCCUUUACGUAGUGUUUGUAAAGUGAUAAUUUUUUUAACUCGAUGAUGGCAUUUUUUAAAUACUGAACCGUGGAUAUAGUAAGAAAUUAGGCUGUUUAGUAAACAAUAACAUACUUGACCAAUGUGUAAAGUCUUUAUUAAAAGAAUCUAGAUCUUUUUUCUGCUAAAAAUCCUAUUUUCAGUAUGUUAUUAGUUCAAACCCAUUAUAAAAACAACUCUAAGAAAUAAACUUUUAGCAUGUUCUGGA
Molecule: messenger RNA, 2960 nt
Organism: Felis catus (domestic cat)
Lineage: Eukaryota; Metazoa; Chordata; Mammalia; Carnivora; Felidae
Gene: GPSM2
Product: G protein signaling modulator 2
Exons: 15
Coding region: 389-2434 (681 amino acids)
Molecular function (GO): protein binding; GTPase regulator activity
Source: RefSeq, a predicted model, not a curated record